GUCAUCAUGCCGCCUAAGCCUAGUGGUAAAGCCGUCCAGAAGUCUGGCAAAGCCCAGAAAAACAUCACCAAGAGUGACAAGAAAGGGCGCAAGAAGAAACGCAAGGAAAGUUACGCCAUUUACACCUACAAAGUGUUGAAACAAGUUCAUCCUGACACUGGAGUCUCCAGUAAAGCCAUGAGCAUCAUAAACAGCUUCGUCAAUGACAUCUUCGAGCGAAUUGCUGCUGAAGCUUCGAGACUUGCGCACUACAACAAGCGGUCAACCAUCACCUCUCGGGAAAUUCAAACUGCAGUUCGUCUUCUGCUUCCUGGUGAAUUAGCCAAGCACGCCGUCAGUGAAGGAACCAAAGCUGUCACCAAAUAUACUAGCCCCAAAUAA
Microplitis mediator is the source of this 381-nucleotide messenger RNA. Its product is annotated as histone H2B-like. Gene Ontology annotation, cellular component: nucleosome. Gene Ontology annotation, molecular function: structural constituent of chromatin; protein heterodimerization activity; DNA binding. Lineage: Eukaryota; Metazoa; Arthropoda; Insecta; Hymenoptera; Braconidae. The record is from RefSeq and is a predicted model, not a curated record. The coding region runs from base 7 to 381 and encodes 124 amino acids. The transcript has a single exon.